Dermatophagoides pteronyssinus (European house dust mite) is the source of this 1109-nucleotide messenger RNA. RefSeq lists its product as uncharacterized. Lineage: Eukaryota; Metazoa; Arthropoda; Arachnida; Sarcoptiformes; Pyroglyphidae. The record is from RefSeq and is a predicted model, not a curated record.
AAAUGAUCGAUCAUUUUUCUCCAUUUUAUAAUCCUCAUCCAUCACCAACGAUUUUAAAAGUGAAUUUAUUUGACAAAGUUUUUUUCUCAUUGAUUGACAAACCAUAUUUCAAAAAAUGAAAUUUACAAAUUCCGCUGCGAUCCUUAUCGCAAUGAUUAUUGCGGUAAUGGUCGCCGCAUCCGAUUGUUCAAUUUUACGUGAUAUGCUAUUAAAUCGACGUAGUCGUGAUGCAGCCGAUAAUGAUGAAGAACAUAAUGUUGGUAGUGGUGUGAUGGACGUGUUUGGUGCAUUCGUCGAAGAUGUGGGAUUGAAAAGCGUUUUCCGUGAUGUUCAAAUGCGAAUGCUUGGUGCAUCCGAAGCUUUGUUGGAGCAAUCAACAAAUAUUUAUGAUAAUUUCCAAGAUACUUUGGCUAAAACCAGAUCCGGACAUGAUGAACGAGCUUCGGAAUUUCGUAAAGCAUUACGCUAUCUGCAAACAGAAGCCCGUAGACGACGUGAAGAUUUAGAAGAUGAAAUUGAAGUUGAAAAAGAAAAAGCAGCUGAAGCUGAAACACCCGAAGAGAAAAAAGAAUCCGGACGAAAAUUGAAAAAAUUAAAUGCCGCAUUGAAACAAAUGGAUGAAGUUGCCAAAACACGUAUCAGUUCGAUUCGUGAUCGAAUCCAACGAAGACAUUCGAAUCGUAAAUCAAUUUUGAAGAAUUUAAGAAAACCUUCCACAGAAGACGCUGAAAAAGAAGUGGAAAAAGAAUCGGUCAAAAGCGAAAAGGAAGAAGUUGAUGAUGAAACAAGUCGACCAAAACGUGAUGCAAAAGAUAAAAAGAAGAAAAAGAAAUCAUCAUCGUCGUCGUCGUCGACAACAGCCAGACCAUCAAGCCAAAGUAGCAAAAGGAAAAAUAAAACUAAAGAAAUCAAUGCUGAUGGUGUACAAAGUGCUGGUGAUGGAUUCGGUGAUCAUUAAUUGAAUCAACAUUGCAACAACAAAAAAAUGUUCAUUUUUCUUUCUGAACAACGAACGAAAGAAAUUUUGUAACAAUUUUUAUUGAAUAAAAUAACUAAACAAAAAGAUUCGAAAUAAAAUCAAUGAGAAUUUUCUCCCGUUCUAGCAAACA